CAUGAAUCGUUUCAGAUUCUGAUCAUAUAACUUCAAGUCUUAGUUGUAUCCCGAUUCGUUCUCAAUGGCGUCUUCAAAUUCGCUCAUGGACAACUUGUUCCAGCGAAGCCUCGAGGAUCUGAUCAAAGGUCUUCGUCUCCAGCUACUCGGAGAAUCCUUUUUCAUUUCUAAAUCCUUAGAAGAAAUCCGCCGCGAAAUCAAAUCAACCGAUCUCUCCACUAAAUCCAUCGCGCUUCAGAAACUCUCCUACCUCGCCGCACUCCACGGCGUCGAUAUGUCUUGGGCAGCGUUUCACGCCGUCGAGGUCGUGUCCUCGUCUCGAUUUUCGGAUAAGAGAAUCGGCUACCACGCCAUUACUCAGUCAUUUAACGAUCAGACUCCGGUUCUGCUUCUGAUCACAAACCAGCUCCGGAAAGAUUUGAAUAGUUCGAAUGAAUACGAGGUGAGUCUAGCUCUGGAAUGUUUGUCUAGGAUUGGAACUGAUGAUCUAGCUAGGGAUUUAACCUCUGAGGUUUUUACGCUCUUAGGUAGUAGUAAGGUUUUGGUUAGGAAGAAAGCUAUUGGUGUGGUUUUGAGGGUUUUCGAUAAGUACCCCGAUGCUGUUAAGGUAUGUUUUAAGCGCCUUGUCGAGAAUCUGGAGAGCUCUGAUCCGCAGAUUCUGUCAGCUGUGGUUGGAGUGUUCUGUGAACUCACCACAAAAGAGCCAAGAUCUUAUCUUCCUUUAGCUCCUGAAUUUUACAAAAUUUUGGUUGAUUCGAGGAACAAUUGGGAUCUGAUCAAGGUUCUUAAAAUAUUUGCUAAGUUGGCUUUGGUUGAGCCUAGGUUGGCUAAGAAGGUGGCUGAUCCAAUCUGUGAACUUAUGAGGAGGACUGUGGGAAAGUCUUUGUUGUUUGAGUGUAUUAGAACCGUGGUGAGUAGCUUGAGCGAUCAGGAAACAGCUUUGAAACUUGCUGUUGCAAAGAUUCGGGAGUUUCUUGUGGACGAUGAUCGUAAUCUUAAGUACCUCGGUCUUCAUGCCUUGUCGAUUGCUGCUCCAAAGCAUUUGUGGGCAGUUUUGGAGAACAAAGAAGCUGUCGUCAAGGCUCUGAGUGAUGAGGAUCCAAAUGUUAAACUCGAGGCUUUGCAUCUUUUAAUGUCAAUGGUGAAUGAAGAUAAUGUGUCUGAGAUUUCUCGGAUUCUUAUGAAUUAUGCUCUUAAGUCUGACCCUUUUUUUUGCAACGAGAUUAUAGCUUCUAUUCUACUGGCAUGCUCCCGGAACUCAUAUGAGAUCAUAGUUGACUUUGAUUGGUAUUUGUCUCUUCUUGGUGAAAUGGCUAGAAUCCCACAUUGUCAAAGAGGGCAAGAAAUUGGGCAUCAGUUGAUUGAUAUUGGUACGAGGGUCAAAGAUGCUAGACUGGAGCUAGUUCGUGUUUCUCGAGCGCUGCUUAUUGAUCCUGCAUUGCUUGGUAAUCAGUUCUUGCAUCCGAUAUUGUCUGCUGCUUCUUGGGCUUCAGGGGAAUAUGUCGAGUUCUCUAAGACCCCUUAUGAAAUUGCAGAGGCGCUUCUGCAACCACGUACUUCUCUCUUAGCACCUUCAGUUAGAGCAAUCUACAUACAUUCUACUUUCAAAGUUCUUGUCUUCAGUCUCGCGGUGUACUUCUCAGCCCAGGAGCCCAUUUCUUCUCCCUUGGUUGAGGAGUCUACUAGCUCUGGCUCUUCACCGGUGAAUGGUAUCACACACAAAUCUAUAUCUAGUCUGGUGAAUAUGAUUGAGAUUGGGCUGUGCUCGUUAUCUGGGACCCUAGAUGUUGAAGUGCAGGAGAGAGCUAAGAACGUUUUAGGAUUCAUCGGUAUGAUAAAACACAAAAUAGCUGAGAAAGUAACCACUCAAGAGAGUGAAACAGAGGCUUCUAGAGCUGUAGCAUUCAUGGAAGAUGUUUUCUCAGAAGAGCUUGGCCCUGUUACUUCAACUGCACAGGAAAAAGUUCCCUUACCAGAUGGGUUAGAGCUGAAAGAGAGUCUUGAAGAUCUGCAAGAGUUUUGCGGAGAAUUUCUCAAACCAGUUGUGGACUCAAAUUCAAAUUCCAAUUCGUUCUCUUCCUCAGAAAAUAUCAGCUUCUCUGUUGCUAAACUUAGAAUCAGUGAUCAAAAAGAAGCCUCAUCAUCUUCAUCUCAUCCGCCUGAAUCUGCAUCCUUACUUGCGGAACACAGAAAACGACAUGGCCUGUACUACCUCUCCUCUCAGAAGAAUGAUGACCACAAUGAUAACAAUGGCGACAACAACAACACGCUAAACGAAUACCCGCCAGCAAAUGAGAUAUCCGUGGACUCAUUUAACACCAAGAAAAAGAUGAACCAAUCAAAACAGAGACCUGUAGUGGUGCAACUGGACGAAGGAGAUGGAUUAAAGACAAAACCAGAUGCUAGUAAUAAUGAUGAACCUCUUUCUCGUGCGAUCCAGACCGCUCUAAUGGGGAAAGGAAAGGAGAAGGAAAGAGAAAAAGAUAACCACGAGAGAGAUCUUGAUUCAAGGAUUAAAGGACGUAGCUCGGGAAGAGAGAAGAAAACGAAGAAGAAAAACGGGGAGAAAAGUAGUAAGCACAGAUCACGACGACGAUCAGACAAAGAAUCAAGUGCAGCGGAACCAGUCGAAAUCCCAGAUUUUCUCUUGUGAAUACUAGCUGGAGUUUGUGUCUCAGACCAGACAAAAUGGUGUGUUCUUUUGUACUGUGAUUUUCAUGUAUCCAUAUUGAUUCGUUUGUGUUUAUGAAAUAUAUAUUCUUUUUAUUA
Molecule: messenger RNA, 2769 nt
Organism: Arabidopsis arenosa
Lineage: Eukaryota; Viridiplantae; Streptophyta; Magnoliopsida; Brassicales; Brassicaceae
Source: the annotation of a GenBank genome assembly